AUGAAGGGAUCAGCUCUCCGAAUCGCUCAAGGAGCCAUCAAUGGCAUCCAGAAGCGAGCUUACUCACAAGCCCCUGCUGCCCCCCGACAUCUCAUGACCAUUGCCGACCUCACCCCCACUGAGUUUGCCAACCUGGUCCGCAACGCUGCCUCCCACAAGACCGCUAUCAAAGGUGGUGCGCCGCACAGCUCCCUCAACAAUGGACUUCUGGGUCAAACCGUUGCCAUGAUGUUCAACAAGCGAAGCACCCGUACUCGAGUUUCCACUGAAGCCGCUGUCACAAUGUUGGGCGGGCAUCCCAUGUUCUUGGGCAAGGACGACAUCCAGCUUGGUGUCAAUGAGUCGCUCUAUGACACCUCGGUCGUCAUUUCGUCCAUGACUUCAUGCAUGGUUGCCCGAGUUGGUCCUCACUCUGAUGUUGCCAACCUCGCCAAGCAUUCCACCGUUCCAGUCAUCAACGCUCUGUCCGAUGACUUCCAUCCUCUCCAGACCAUUGCUGACUUCCUGACCCUUCACGAGACCUUCCCGUCGUCGAGCGCCAUCGGCUCCGGCCUCGGUCUCAAUGGCCUCAAGGUUGCUUGGGUGGGUGAUGCCAACAACGUCCUCUUUGAUCUGGCUAUCGGCUGCAUCAAGAUGGGUGUUGAUAUCGCCGUUGCCGCUCCCAGGGGCUAUGAGAUCCCCGCUGCCAUGAAGCAGCUCAUCCUCUCGACCGCCGCGGGCGUCGAGUCCCCUGGCAAGCUGACCGAGACAACCGUCCCUGAGGAGGCCGUCAAGGAUGCCAACGUUCUGGUCACCGACACCUGGGUUUCCAUGGGCCAGGAGGCCGAGGCGCAAAAGCGACUCAAGGACUUUGCCGGGUUCCAGAUCACCAACGACCUUGCCAAGCGGGGAGGGGCCAAGGAGGACUGGAAGUUCAUGCACUGUCUGCCCCGACACCCCGAGGAGGUUGCCGAUGAAGUCUUCUACAGCCCUCGAUCAUUGGUCUUCCCCGAGGCCGAGAACCGACUAUGGGCAGCUCUUUGUAAGUUUCUCCAUUUUCUGCCAUAUAAAUCGGUUUAUUGA
Ilyonectria robusta is the source of this 1062-nucleotide messenger RNA. Its product is annotated as Aspartate/ornithine carbamoyltransferase. The record is from RefSeq and is a predicted model, not a curated record. Gene Ontology annotation, biological process: L-citrulline biosynthetic process. Gene Ontology annotation, molecular function: ornithine carbamoyltransferase activity; amino acid binding. The transcript has 2 exons. Gene Ontology annotation, cellular component: mitochondrion. Lineage: Eukaryota; Fungi; Ascomycota; Sordariomycetes; Hypocreales; Nectriaceae. Bases 1 to 1062 code for a protein of 353 amino acids.